UUUAUUUUGAAGGUCAAAACCGGAAACCCUUGCUUUUAGUAAGCGGAGAGUGGUUCUUAUCUCAGCAGAGAGAGACAUAUUUCAAACCACAAAGUCCACAAUAUAGUUUGAUCAAAAAUGGCCGGGACGGCUUCAGUAGCAGGCGAAGUGUUCGUCGAUGCUUUGCCAUACUUUGACCAAGGUUACGAUGCAGCAGGUGUCAGAGAAGCGGCUGCAGCGUUGGUGGAGGAGGAGACCAGAAGAUACAGACCCACCAAGAAUUACCUGAGCUACUUGCCCACACCCGACUUCUCUACUUUUGAGACAGAAAUCAUGAGGAACGAAUUUGAGCGGUUGGCGGCACGCCAGCCCAUGGAACUCCUGAGCAUGAAGAGAUAUGAGUUGCCAGCGCCCUCAUCAGGACAGAAGAACGACAUCACAGCGUGGCAGGAGUGCGUGAACAACUCGAUGGCCCAGCUAGAGCACCAAGCAGUCCGCAUUGAGAACCUGGAGGUCAUGUCACAGUACGGAACCAACGCAUGGAAAGUCUACAACGAUAACUUAGCCUUCAUGAUUGAGAUGGCUCAAAAGGAACUUCAGAAAUUCAGGAAACAAAUUCAAGAUUUAAAUUGGCAGCGUAAGAACGAUCAGUUGGCGGGAGGAGCCAAACUGCGAGAGCAGGAGUCAAACUGGGUGUCUCUAGUCAGUAAGAACUACGAGAUCGAGCGGGCCAUCAUCCAGCUGGAGAACGAAAUGACUCAGCUCAGACAACAGCAGGGGGACGAGAACAAGGAGAACAUCCGACAGGACUUCUAGAGCAGCAGCAGCUGUCGGCCUCAUAACACUGAUCUACAAACUAAUGAUCCCUCGAUCAGACAGAUUCCAUCUUGUUUGACUGGACUCAGAAGCAACAUGACGAGGGAAUGUGAAAACUGCUUAUGUUCAGCUGCAUCAUCAAAUAAUGUGAACAUUCAGAAUGAGUUACCCAGAAACCUCAGUGACAACACGCAUUUCUACCAGACUCCACACCUCUUACUGCCAAAACACUGGUGUAAAGCAACUCUUUGUUUAGAGCAAGAUUAUGUACGGUUUGCCACAUAUUCCUCUUUAAACAAAUGGAGUUGAAUUCAUAAGCAAUAAGACACAUUUUUGCUCAAGUCAGUACACUCAUGGGUUUGUUGCUACAUCCACACAUGGUCUGGUCUGACCAGUGGCUAAUGUUAGCCUAGUUUUGGAUAUUACUGAGUUACUGAGUUAGUUGGAUAUUACUGUUUGCUGGAUUCUUUUUCAUCCUGUGCAUUUAACAUUAUUCAGCAAAAGUGACAUAAUCUCACACCAAAAUGUCAUUUAUGCCAGCGUAUAGGUUUGUCAGGUGUUUAAAAUAAAGUGUACAUAGUUUGUCAGGUGAGUCCUGCCUUGACUUUGAUUCAUGUUAUUUUCUAUGCUGUUUUAAUAAAAAGAACAUUUCUUAUA
This is a messenger RNA of Larimichthys crocea (large yellow croaker), 1452 nucleotides long. RefSeq names its product BCAS2 pre-mRNA processing factor (gene bcas2). Gene Ontology annotation, biological process: mRNA processing. Gene Ontology annotation, cellular component: precatalytic spliceosome; catalytic step 2 spliceosome; Prp19 complex. The transcript has 7 exons. The record is from RefSeq and is a predicted model, not a curated record. Lineage: Eukaryota; Metazoa; Chordata; Actinopteri; Sciaenidae. Bases 118 to 795 code for a protein of 225 amino acids.